CGUAGAAAGCGUUAAGGGAGCACACCAAGAUUUAUACUAGUGCUCUUGUUGCUUGUUCCUUAUCAUGUCUGCGGAAGAUGUCAUUACCCUAAGCCGUGAUCAACGCGAUGACCGCAUCGACGAUUUACAACAUACAGUGCAUCAGAUGCAGCAUGAUCUGGAGUCGAAAUUCGCGCGGUUGGAAGCGUUGGUUUUGGUGAAUCGGCCGCCUCUGCUGCCACCACCUACAGGACAGACGCCCAUCGGGAACAAUGUCCAUCCUCCCUUCGGCGAGUCUCCGUCGUCGUCGCAUGGUAGCCUGCCCAAACCAAAGCUCGAUGCGCCCAAAACAGACGGGUCUGAUCCCUUGCGUUGGCUCUAUAAGGUCCAGGAAUACUUCUCUUUUUACGAAACCUCGCAUGCGGAGCGACUCCGCCGCGUCACGUUGAUGCUUGAAGGGACGGCAGCGGAUUGGUAUCGUUGGCGACGCAAAGCCAAGCUCCGGCAGACCGGGUCCGUCAUGGAGUACCAGGCCGAGUUUGAAUGCAUUUUGCAACACGUUUCGGGGGCGCCCGAGGCCAACCUGGUCUCCUUGUUUCAUUUGGGUCUCAAGCCUCAUCUUCUCCACAAGAUCGUGUUAUUGACUCCCGAGUCUCUCGCCGAUUCGUUUGCCCUAGCGCGGGAAUUAGAGGCGAAACAUAUGGCCCUGGUCCAGUCCGUAUCCCCGCGGCAAGGUUCUUCGGUGUCCGGGGGUCUGUCCAAACCCUCUCCAGCAACUCCGUUCGUGUGGCCCCUAAGUUCUGUGCCCCUCACCGAUGCCAAACCCUCUUUCGCUACACCCAUCCGGCGGUUGACACGCGCGGAAAAAUUGGAGAAAGACGCAAAAGGGUUGUGCUAUAAUUGCGACCAACGGUGGACGAAAGGGCACCGUUGUGGGCGGGUUUUGUUCCUUAUUGGCGAUGACGAUGAUGCACCGGACUCGGUGGAUGAGGAGGAAGGUGCUGAACCGUGUGAACCGUGUGUGAUCGCCGACAUCUCCAGCCUCCAAAGCUUGACAGGCACACUCACACUUCGAUCUUUACGGCUUGCGGGAAUGAUUCACACCACGACACUCGAGGUACUAAUUGAUGGGGGUAGUACGCACAACUUUAUCCACCCACGGUUGGUGGCAAAGGUCCCCUUGCCGAUUACACAUGUGCCACCAUUUCGGGUCUACGUCGGCAACGGUGAUUAUCUCGUCUGUGAUACUUAGUGCACUAGUGUUCCCCUACAGCUCCAGGGCGUCACCUUUACAGUGGAUCUGUUCGUCCUUCACAUACAUGGCCCGGACGUGGUUUUGGGGGUACAGUGGCUACAAACCUUGGGCAAGGUGGGCCAUGACUAUUCUUCGUUAACCAUGGAGUUUAAAUGGCAGUAUAGCACGGUGACAUUACGUGGGCUGCCGCACACGGCCAAAUCAGUUUCACUCCAGGUUUUGCAGGCUAUUACACAUUCAGGGGUAGUGCACGAGUGUGUGGAGGUUCUCUGUCUAAACCCCGACCCGGACCUAGCGACUGAGACGCCCCUACCACCCCUGCCAGUGCUGAUCCAGCAAGUCCUCGAUGCCCAUGCGGCCGUGUUCUCACUGCCCACCACCUUACCACCUAAGCGCACCGUGGAUCACCGGAUUUUUCUCCAAGCCAGGACACCGCCAGUC
Molecule: messenger RNA, 1675 nt
Organism: Cuscuta campestris
Lineage: Eukaryota; Viridiplantae; Streptophyta; Magnoliopsida; Solanales; Convolvulaceae
Source: the annotation of a GenBank genome assembly